GUGCAGAUGUAAGCUAUGUGGCCAAAUAUUGUAACUUAGCUUUAGAAAUUGCUUGUGAUUGUGAUGAUCUUGAAAUAGUAAAAAUAUUAAUAGACGCCGGUUCAGAUGUUAUUAUAUCGCUAGAUUACUAUUCCUCUUUACAAUUAGCUAUCACGCAUGACAAUCAACAAUUGGCUGAGUACCUAAUCAACUAUUGUACUGAUGCUAACAUUACUUGCAAUUAUUCAGCGGCAUUAAUAUAUGCCAUUCGAGAGUACAGAAAGGAAAUGGUGGAAUUACUGAUGAAAAAUGGUGCCAAUAUUGAUUACACGCCAAAAAAUGGGCGUUCAGCUCUUUGCUCAAGUAUAAGGUACCGCAGUUCAGAAAUAACAAAAAUUUUAGUAAAAGCUGGCGCUGAUAUAAAUUUACUUUCAGAAAGAUGUACACCAUUAAGUGAAGCUGUUAGAAUAAAAGACUACAAAAUGGCUGAGUACUUGAUAAAAAAUGGUGCUGACGUAAAUGUUCAUGACGGUUGUGAAACGCCAUUGGCUAUUGCUAUUCGGAAACAUCAAAACGAUAUCGUUAGAUUAUUAAUUAAACAUAAUGCUAAUGUUAAUACUGCAGCAGCUAAUGGACAAACAAUUCUGACCUCUGCUAUCCAGGAAAACAAUUUUGAAAUAACUGAAAUGUUAAUUAAUGCUGGUGCUGAUGUCAGUGUCACUAUUAAUAAUGUAGGAUCAUUAUUACAUUUGGCGCUUGUCGGAUCUGGACCAGAAAUUAUUAGACUAUUGCUCGAUGUUGGUGUUGAUAUCAAUUUUGUUAACGAAAAUGGUGAGACAGCAAUUGAUGUUUUAUCAAAUUCUCAAAAUGCCCAGACAUUAAUUAAGGAACAUGUUAUCAAAUUAAAAGCUGCUAAUUUCUAUCUUAUCGAUAAAUGUUUAGAUGCUGUGAAAGAUGAUCAAUUUAACGAUUUUUAUGCCGAGUGCUUAGAUGAAAUUGAUUUUUUGAAGACACAAUGGUUCUCCUGGAACAUGAGUUUCUAUGAUGUUUUACACUCGUGUGUGAAUAAAAUAUCUCGAAGAAUUAGAUUCAUCAGCAGAGAUGAUAUUAUUUUAGAUCAAAAGUCAUUACGUAGUAAAUUUAAGCUGUAUGGAGGAAUUAUUUACCAUCGUGUGUUAAAAGCUGAGCCGCGUAAAAAAUUGUUGGUUCGUGCUGAUAAAAUAAUUUCUGAUUUAUUUGACCAUUUGCUACAAGAUAUUAAUGUACAAGAUAUUUUGGACUUUUUUAGUGAUGCGGAACUCAAGAUUUUGUGUGGUCUUAAUUAAUUAUUAGAAUUAAGAAUAAAAUUUAUCUGUACUCCUUAUGAGUCAGAUUAUAAAUUCAUGAUCGCUAUUUUACAAAUUGUUUUUUAUUCAAAGUACGUUUG
Molecule: messenger RNA, 1405 nt
Organism: Microplitis mediator
Lineage: Eukaryota; Metazoa; Arthropoda; Insecta; Hymenoptera; Braconidae
Product: putative ankyrin repeat protein RF_0381
Exons: 1
Coding region: 267-1304 (345 amino acids)
Molecular function (GO): protein binding
Source: RefSeq, a predicted model, not a curated record